Molecule: messenger RNA, 1161 nt
Organism: Phytophthora nicotianae INRA-310
Lineage: Eukaryota; Oomycota; Peronosporomycetes; Peronosporales; Peronosporaceae
Exons: 1
Coding region: 1-1161 (386 amino acids)
Biological process (GO): water transport; glycerol transmembrane transport
Cellular component (GO): plasma membrane
Molecular function (GO): water channel activity; glycerol channel activity
Source: RefSeq, a predicted model, not a curated record
AUGGACAGCAACAUGCUUUUCGCGACACUCCGGCCAUUGGCUUUCGAAUGCGCUUCGGAAUUCGUUGGGACGUUUGUACUUGUCUUCUUGGGCACUGCAAGUAUCGCCACCGCUGCUUUUACAGGUCCAGAUUCCUCGGAUUUGGCGGUUCAGCAGAUCACAAUUGGCUGGGGUUUUGCCGCUAUGCUCGCAACAUUCAUCGCGUCGCCUGGCUCCGGCGCCCAUUUGAACCCUGCAGUGACCCUGGCGAUUGCAUUGUCACCACACAGUGGAAAUGGGUUCCCAAAGCGUAAAGUUCCGGCGUACAUGCUGUUUCAACUGCUCGGCGCAACAUUCGCCGGAGUUGCAGUGUAUCUUAUGUUUGAGUCGGCAAUCAAGCACUUUGAGAACCGUCUGGAUAUCAAUCGGGGGUCUCCAAGUUCUUCCCUCUCGGCAGUUGCCUUUGGGGCCUCCUUCCCGCAUCCUUGGCUUGUGGGCGCUAAAGAUGAAGACGCAAGUCAUUGGAAUGACGUUUCUGCUGGAGGAGCGUUUGUCCUGGAGGUGCUGGGCACUCUUCUUUUCGUUCUGGUUCACAGAGUUGUCCGCCAGCCUGUCCAACCUACUGGUAUCGCUGCCUUUACUAGUUCAACUGCGUCAGGAGCAAACGAAAAGAUCGAUCUCCCGUUGCCUCGAAUGCCGUGUAACCCAUUGGCUCCACUUUACAUUGGCUCAGCUUUGGCAGCAUUAACAAUGGUGAUGACACCGUUCACACAGGCGUGUUUAAACCCGGCGAGAGACUUUGGCCCUCGUGUAGUAGCGGCCAUUGCAGGUUGGGGGUCUGUUGCAUUACCAGGUGAACGACCCGAGUCCUGCUGGAUCUACUUGGUUGGACCAUUCGUCGGUGCACUGGCGGGUAGUAUGCUCCACGACUUUGUGAUCCAUCCGGGGCUACAGACACGAGACGAAGUUGCCGCUGCUUGGAUGCGCCACCAACAGAUCGAAGGUGAAGCGAUCCUAGAGCAACUGGAAAAAAGCCAAACGUUGCUGAGUGUGACCGCUGCCGGCGGAGGCUUCGAGUCCUUGGCAACGCGAGGACUGCACCACAGCGACUACCGUGACAGCCCCACCCUGCACAACUUUCGUCUGUCAUCUCCCGGUCACUUACACGCCUACGCAGGUUGA